AUGGCUCUUUCGAUAUACAGUCCUAGGUAAUUUUUGGUUAUCACGGAAAACGAAAUCACAUCUUUGUGGCAAAUCUUUGGGCCUUAUUAUCCUCUCCAAAGGCCUUCGAGGACAUUUAUGAUUACUCCUCUCAAUUUCUCUUUCUUCAGUUCAUUAACUCGAGUUUGCUAUUAUUUUCUAAUCAAGCUUGGCUUUGAGAACUUGCCCAUACUUUUCACGAAAAGCCAUAAAAUAGAAUUCUAUGGGUUUCCUUUCACUUUUCUCUAAACUAUAAUCACACUUAAGUGCACAUUUCGUCAUACAAGGCUAAAACUUUUGCUUUUUAAAAUUGACUUUUAAGAAUUGACAGAAAUUCUUUAAGAGUUGGAUUUAGUUUCGAGCUUCGGAAACAGAGAUCAGCCACGUUAUGACGCUGUUACUAACCAAUUAGCGCCGAGACUAAACAAAAACUUAAAAGCUAAAAGCUAAAAGCUUUGUUUAUAGAUAUGAGGGCUAAAAUACACACGUUUGGCUGACGCCAUUCGACAGGUAGUUGUGGAUUGUCUUUACACUCCUCUGAAUACACAUUUUUAAAGGUAAAUCUAUAAACUAGGAUGCAUCAUCUCCUCACCUGUAAUCUCGGAUAUUCUCUAUCUUGUCACGGAAAAAAUCGUUUUAGAUCUGGGUCUUUCACAGUCUGCUUUUGUUCCUAUUUUUGUCCUUUUAUAAAUGAUGCAUUAUGUUUUACAAGGAAUUACUUAAUCCAGCUGCUCGGUAAAUAUCACGCUUGGUUGGUCGCUGUUUGACAGUUAUUACUCAACUCAGACAUCCCACAUGUUAUGAAAUGUGGGUUUUUGUCAAUAAUUUGCUUGACUUGACAGUACGAGACAAAAUAUUUGAUCUAGCCCGUUGACAAAAUGCGAAAGAGCAUAUGUCAGUAAAUCCUCUUUUGCCAUUUGCUUCUAUGGCAAUGUGGGUUAAUAAUUGAUUCCCUGGGCUUCCAUCCAAGAAACUGCGCUUCAUUUGAGCGUUUCUUUAAUCACUAGAAAAUUUAUCCAAAAUCUGGUUAUAAUUUCAUGUCAAUCAAGAUACAGUUUCCUUAUUCUCUGAGCAUCUUUUCUUUUUGUUUCAUGGGCUCACUGAAGGAGCCAAUCACAAAAAGAAUCCGUGGGUUUGAGUUACAUGACGUAAUCUCUUUGACAAGCCCACCUCCCCUGCGCAGGUCAUGUUUGUACGCUGUCCGCCUCCAAUAAAUAUCUGAUAAUACAGGACUCUGCUACUGUCAUUUCAGGGGCAUAACAGGACUUGACCUUUCGUCCAUAACUCUUUUCAAGACUCCAAAAACAUAAAGAGGUAAGAUCAUCAAAAGGGUUCUCUUAUGUUGGGAUUAAGUCGCGAGCUACGCACAAGAGGUAAACGGUAUACUUAACGUUUUUUUUGUUCGUAAAUUUGAAUAAAGGGGGAGUUUUUUUCGCUCAGUUGGGUUUUACAGGUGACCUUCUUUAACCUCACUGGCAAUAACCUUCCCCCUAACAAUGUAGAAGUGUCAGUUUGCAUCGGAAAAAUUUUCGAAACCUGUUAGGAUAUGGAAGCUACUGAUCUUUAAAUGAUCUUGAAAUAGUGUCAAGUUGACCUCUUUCUCCAAAAAAAAUGGAAAGAAAAAAAUAAAACUAAAAUAACAUUUAAAGGCAAGAAGCAUUAGAUACGAUCGUUCUUGCUGAUUACAAACAUUUUUGAAGGAGGUAAGCCUAAUUUUACCUGGAUGAAGAUAAAUUUAAAAUAACAGCAAAUAAAAUUUUAUACGGUAAUUAGUGAUGUGCAAUAGAGGUUUUCAGGGAUCGUUUCACAGUCCGUUUUUACAUUCCUCUUCAGUUCACAACUGGUCAUGUUAAGAUUUACACUUGCCUGCUUAUUCUUCUUUAUUGCUUCGCUGGAAGCAAGAAAAGGUUAGUUAAUCUGUUUAUCUUAGUCUGAUAAAUGUAUACAUUUCUAUUUGUGUUCCCAACUGGAAAGGCUACAAUGGUAUCAUGGUAUACAUUGUCAUUUGAUGUUUUAAAACUGGUAUGUUGGAAUAAUAUAAAUAUGACUUAAGAUUUUCUGUGUUGAUUAUUGGUUUUUUUCGCCGUAAAAUAGUGACGCGUCUUGUCGACAUCAAAGAUAUAAGCAAAAAUAAUCCACUGGUUUAGAUAGAUCGGAAAAUAAAAUUAGCUCGUUUAGUUAGCAUAUAUUUUCUCGUACCUGAACAGGAACAAAAGGUUCCAGUUAUUUGACUAAAUAUUUUCCUUUGAUAAACCCUCAAUGUGCCUUAGAAUUACCUCUACAUGUUAAAUUUCUAUGUAUUCGCCGAAUACUUUUCAGGAGAUCGUGAUAGGUAAAGUUAUUUAGAACCUGAGGUGAUAAAAAAUGAAUACAGCUUCUUUGUAACAAUAAAAUCGAAAUAAACAGGUGUUUUGCUUGUGCUAAAUACUGGUACGACAGCUAAGAAAAAUAAGCGUAGGACUGAACCAACCUCAAAAAAGAUAGCAGAAAGACAUUGCAUGCAUUGAACAAAUGGAAAAUUGCCAUAAACUACCUCCUGAAAUUUCAUUUCAGAAUUUUACAUUACAUACAUACUAACAAUUUCAAAUAUAUUUUGACGAUUUUCUAAAUGUAAGGGUCAAUAAAAACAAAAGAAUAAACAGGGGCGGGAAAAUGAGAUUACUAUCUUCGCUUGUUUAGCAAAAAUUGUCAUCGUGGAUUUAGAAUUUUUUUACUUCUCGGAUUAUAGUUUGCAAAUACAGAGUAUUUUAAAGCAACAUGGACGAGUCGAGAAGGAUUAUUAAGGAUUACUACUUCGUAGUAAGAGGUCUGUCUUUCAAUGAUUUGACCCAAAUGAUUAUUUAACGCCUGCCCUACUAAAUGAAAGUAAACGACGAAAGCCCUGAGGAAACUCACAUAGAUCUACUCAGAGCAUCGAGCAUAGAAAAUUAUUGAAACAGACUCUGAAGGGAAAGAAAAGUCCAAUAUCACUAGAACAUUUUUGAUGUAAGUGCCAACAAAUCUAUUUGUUAAUUACCAGCAAGAUUUCACAAAUGAUAACGAGCUUACAAGCUUUGAACUGUUCGCCACAACACAGCGGUCAAACACUGCGCAUGCACGAGAGUUUGAAGACAAUAAGAGAGAUUCCGAACGCGUGUCCAGUGUAAAGUAAGGAGAAGAAGAUUAAAUCGUAACUAUUCCAUGCAUAAAACAAAUGAGAUAAGGAUUUUUGAGAUUAAAUCUUGGCUUUAUUUUGCUGUGUGAUAUCCCAACUGUUUUUAACGCGGACGCUUUGUUUCGGCGAUAAAGGAAAAUGAUGAAACCUUUCUUCUACUCCUGCUGCACAAUCUACUGUUCGUUAUAAACAUAGACCUGUGAUCGUCACAAAUAUCUUGUGUGGCUCUAGUUCUUCCUUUUUUGACACAUUUCCCUCGGUAUUUACUGGCAACUCCACCAUGAACACAACAAAGAAUAAUUACAGCCAGCACGGCCAAGUUUACGGACGACUUCAUCACGCCGCAAUGCAAAGUGUAGAAAAAGUACGAGUGUAAACUAACACUUGGUGGGUAAAGUCCAGAACACCAAUGUGUAUGCGUCUCGGCCUUAGAAACUUCUAACUUUAGAAACUGCAAAAAACUACGUCUUACUUUGAUUUUCCUUGUUUGCAAGAGCAAAUCAUCCAUCACUGUGCGCAUGUGCAAUUUGACCGCUGUGAUGUUCACCACGCUCUCCAGCGAUCCUAGGUAACCUAGCCUAAACUGUUCCAUUGUUCCAAGCGAGUGAGGUCGCUGUGGUUGAAAACUACCCAGACUUGAUAAAGAGAAAGCAUGCAAGGUUUUCUUGGAAUACAUAUUUGAUCCAGCUGCCUUUUCACCUUCUUCAAAAGACUAUCAAUCCCUAAUAACAUGGAGGUUACUACCUAAACGCAAGAGAAAGAGUUUCUGUUCCAAUGGCGUUGUUUGAAUACAUUGUGAAACAAAAAGACAGUUGCGUUAAAGUCAGUGUCCUUUCUAAUCAGCUAAAAUACUUCUCCGUGUACUGAGGGCUUACACCAUAGAAUCUUUCUUCAUGGAAUCAUACUGAAGCACAGUCUUACUGACACUGUCACUGUCUGUUUUAAAAUGAUCUGCUCCUGCCAUGAAAACAUUUUCUGCCUUUUGAGAAAGCUGCCACCGUAAUUUAUAUGGCAAAAAUUAUAAAUUCCUGUUGGCGUACUUAAAUAUGCCUGUAACCUUAAUUUCACAGUUACAGAAGCUUACUUGCAUCAUGGAAAGAUUGUCAAAAUAACAAAAGAAGUGGAAGACGAGCCAGGUAAGCAUAAAAAUGAUAUCAAAAUACUUUUCUGUCACUUUUCUGGCUGUCUGUGGUCAUCAAAAAAUCGAUGUAAGCACUUUCUUCCACAGUAUGACUAGCAAGGAUGCACUUAUACUUGUAAGCCGAAGGCAUGAAAGAAACAUCGUCCGUUCCAAUGUACAUAAAUUAUUUAGAGGUAACGACACUGUCCUCAUUUUGAGGACAAGGAAAGACCGAGACAAUCAAAAGCUGUCUGCUAAGAAUUCGGCAACCUGAUUGCUCAAAAAUGUCGUAACGAAGUCCUAAUGCCUCUGUUUCCAUCUCUUGACGAUUUGUUUGGACAACCAGAGGCUACAUAAAAAGUCAUUCUUGAAGCAGACAAAUAAUUUUUGUGAUAACCAAAGAAGCAUAUGUUUAUGACCUGCUUGUUAUGGCUUUGCAUGCACUGCAAAGUUAUUGAUUUGGUAUCGUCCAAAAUCGAAAUUUUGAUACAUUUGAACAGUCUUGAUCCGCAGUGAGAAAUAAAUUCUUAGAUCGAUAUUCAAUCGUAAGAGGGAGAUAAAAUUGUAUGGUUUCUUACUAAGUGAAAGCUGUUCUCUUUUAAUUUUCAAUUAUCAACAGAGACAGUAGAGAAGCGUAAUGCUAAUCCAUGUGGUUACGGAUGUCCGGCUUUAUGUGCUCCUACAUGCAACCCAUCGUGUUGUGCACCUCCUCCACCGCCACCACCACCACCACCUCCACCACCACCGCCGUGCCCCGUACCUUGCCCCAUGCCAGGACCCCCUGGACAACCCGGAUGCAUGGGACCACCCGGACUUCCCGGAUGUCGAGGAUUUCCUGGUCUUCCCGGAUGCAUGGGACCAAUGGGACCGAUGGGACCUCCUGGUUCACCUGGAUGCCCCGGUCUGCCCGCACCGCCACCACCACAAUGUCCACCCAUCUGCAUCCAUUACUGCAUGAGAAUCUGUCCACAGCAGUGCUGCACAGCCCCACCUCCACCAAUUAUGCUUCCCCCACCACCCCCUCCUCCUAUGCCCAUGCCAUUCUGUGCACCUUCGUGUGCACCGGCAUGUUGUAGGGGCAAAGUAAAAAAAUCUUAAAAUUG
This is a messenger RNA of Pocillopora meandrina, 5395 nucleotides long. Lineage: Eukaryota; Metazoa; Cnidaria; Anthozoa; Scleractinia; Pocilloporidae. The record is from the annotation of a GenBank genome assembly.